AUGGAGGCCUAUCCCGAAGACUAUGUCGCCCACAAUCUGCCCUUCAUCGCCCUAGCUGGUCUUCCAACUUCCGACUCGUCUACCGAUGCUUCGACAACGUCGUCCUCAAGCCCUCUUCAAGGUGGUGGCCUGAAAAUCACCGACAACUCUCCUCCGCUGUCUGGUCCUCAUGCCGACUCUAUCUUGGACGAAUUCUUACGAACUCAUGGUGCUUCUCUGUCGUGGAGCGACCAGGCCUUGGCUGAGAGGUCUGGCUUGAUAGGUUUCAAAUUGUCGAGCGUUGGGAGGUCCUUCGUGUUUCCACCCAGAAAGGCCGCUCCUCCGCCCAUAGUGCCCUCACAAACUCCUCCAGGGAGUCCCAAUCCUUCUUCAUCCACUAGCCAUGAUCUGCACUCGCCUUUAUCUCCGCUCUCUCCUUCUUCUCCAGUCUUUCCCGAUGGUCUUAUGACUCCUCUAUGGCUGGCAAAGCACCAAUCGCGCAUUCCUGCCGUCUACCUCUCCUUCCAGACGUUGCAUUCGGAUCCGAACACUGAUACCGCCCUGAAAACCCACAUCAACGACACGAGAAACGCAAUCGCAAAAUCAGGCUUCAAGACGAGAUAUGCUGUCGUCCUUGUCUCAGAUGAUGCUGCGAUCUCUCCUCUCGACUUUGAGGAACGCCUCGCCAACAUCAGGAGAGCAACCUCCCUCGAUCCAAAGAUUUCGUGCUUCCACUAUGAUGUUUCCGACUCUCAGACCGACCUGCCGACCUUCGUAUCGAGUGUCUUGAGAGCAUUACAGCCUGUCUGUAUUGAUUACUACAGAGACUUGACAAAGCAUUCGAGAAGGAAACGAGGUCGCGCUGCCCCUCCACCAAUCACCGCUGCAGCAAGUCGUGGUACAUCGCAGGUCUUGACUACCAAUGGCUGGAAUGUACGCUAUGACUUCAAGCUGGCUGUCUUUGCAGAGUUCCGACAAGAAAUGGAUGUAGCUCAGAGGCAUUAUGAGUCUGCCCUGGAAGAAUUGUUCGGUCCUGAAGGAAGUCUCGAACACACGCCAAGUUGGUCAGCUCGUUGGCAAGAAGCCCGAUUACUCUGUGAUAUUAUUGCUUUCCGUGUUUUGCGCUGCCAAAUAUGGAGGGGCAUGACCUCCGGCACUGCCGAAUCCUGGUUCAACUACAAAGAGCGCAUGCGAGAUUUGAUUGAUCGUCGUGGCAAGGGUACUGACAACAGCUACAGCUGGGAAGCAUGGGAAGCACGCUGGGCCAAGAUGAUGGCGCAACUUAUCGAAAUGGCCGAUUUACCUGUCUUCAAAUCCGUGGAUCUGUCCGACCCUGAAGAACAGACUGCCCCACUUACUAUAUAUGCGCCAGCAGAAAAAUUGUAUUCAACCAUGGAACGCAUGAUGCCAUUUCAUCUGCUCCAUCAUCCAGGAUACUGGUGGAGAUUGGCCUGCAAACAUCUUGUAGCGCGCAAAAGGAAAGCAGAGGCCAUUCCGCAGGAGGACAGGACGCUUCCGGGUGAAACGACUCCAGCGCAGCUCGCGAGCCGAACUAGAACAUACGAUACUUACAUGGUUCCCCAGCCUCACGAGGAGGCACCCUUAUCUGGACACAGUACAUACGACUACUUACUGGACCUGCAAAGCCAGACUGAAAGGGUAGAAAGCAUCAUGUCCGACAGAGGUCAGAUGAGGGCAGUUCAUCAGGUCAAGAUCGACCUCGCGCGCGAAUUCUACAGGGCCGAGCGUUAUGAUGAAGUGCUUAAAACUCUGCAGCCAGUAUGGGACAACAUGAUCUGGAGACGCGAGAAGUGGUUCGAUCUGGCAGUCGAAGUUCUAGAGUUGAUCUACGAGUCUGCAGAAAAGACGGGCAACAUCAAGCUUCAGGCCGAAAGUGCCUGGGAGCUCACAUAUCAGCGUAUGUCUCUCGAAUCUCAGAAAUCAAUCGACAUAUCGCAAUGCUUGUCAAAAACUGGUAGUAACGACGAGCGCAUGCACAUCCUUCUGGACACCCAGUCAAGACUCUGUCCAGUCACUGUCACAUUCUCGUUCUUUUCAGGCGCAGGCUUCGUAGGAGAUACUGCUGCUUGUCAAGUUGCAGUUGUCCACAAUGCUUCAGCACAAAAGAAUAGUUUGACCUUGACAGAACUUCGGGUUCAUUUCAAUACCAAUAUCAAAAGCUUGGUGAUCAACCACUCCGACGAUGCUAGUCAAUCCCUCACAACAGAAUUGAAAGUCGAAGAAGAACAUGAUCCAGCACAUCCUAUGGCAAAAGGUUUGUUGACAAAUGCGAAUCUGACAUUCAAGCCUGGUCAAAUUCGUGUCUUCAACCUGACAAUUCCGCUUCGCGAUUCGGAUUCGUUCGGCGCUACUGGUGCUUCUCUGAUCCUCAAAGCAUCCGGGGCCACACUCGAGCAUGUUCUCAGUCGUCCGGCAGAUAUAAGUUCUUCGAACUGGUGGUUGCAUUCAGAAGACAAGCUUCUGAGAAAGCAGAUCCCUCGGGCAGAGCCAAACACCAUCCAAGUGUUGCCGAAGCCACCGAAGGUGCAGCUACGGAUCACAAAUCUCAAAGAACAAUACUUUACGGGCGAAAAGGUGGCCCUCGACAUUCAGAUCCUCAACGAGGAAGUAGAGGAGGUUAACGCCUCUAUACGCGCUGAAGGAAAAGACAAUACAGAAGUUGCACUUAAACUUGCUUGGAGGGACAACGACAACGACAGAGCCAACGACACGGACUUGACCAGCCUCCAGAUUGGCAAGAUAAAGGCCGGUGAAUCAAAGUCUCAUCUGCUCGAAUUCAAGGCUCCGCUGCAACUUUCAGAAUAUACUCUCAAAUUGGAAGUCAAUUACCGUUUGGCCUCAGAUCCGGAAACACCUGUCACAAAGACGUUGGAGUCAGUCAUACCCUUCGUCAGCCCCUUCGAGGCGAACUACGACUUUGGACCGCGCUUGCACACAGGAGCAUAUCCAGACUAUUUCAGCCUACCGGACAUUUCCGAAGAUGACAAUGAACAGUCCAAACCAGCGCGAGGCAUAUCGCAGAGAUGGUGCUUGACCAGCCGUGUGGUAUCCUUUUCUACUGAGCCUUUACUCGUUGAGGCGACACAGCUUGUUGUCAAUAGAGUCACCAGCAACGCGGUGUGCGAAGUCGAGGACUCUUCCGAACCACGAAAGCUCUCACGCAUCAUGGCUAUGAAGGAUAUGAUUGACGUUCCUCACAUCUUGGCAGUGCGCAAGUUGACGCUGGAGGAUCGACGCCCUUCUGCAUUGGAACUGUCCUUAGCAGUCACUUGGCGCAGACAAGAUGCCAGUGAUGACGAUACAACAACCACUAUGCUUGCAGUGCCCAGCAUGACAAUACCUUCUGCCGAGCCUAGGGUACUGUGUACAGCCAGCGUUCCUCCCAACACAGAAGACGAACCCACCACUGUCUCAUACACCUUGGAGAACCCAUCGAUGCACUUCUUGACGUUCAACUUGACUAUGGAAGCGAACGAGCUGUUUGCUUUUAGCGGAUCAAAGCACCGAGCUGUGAGCUUGACCCCGAUGAGCCGCGUUCAGGUCGACUACAGACUAUUGGUAUAUCCUGUCGACGAAGAUGAUCUGACGGAGCGACAAGGUCGAAAGGGACAUUGGGUUUGGCCAGCCCUCAGAGUAGUUGAUGCAUAUUUCCAGAAGACACUCAGAGUGCUGGAUGCUGGGGAUGGAGUGCAGAGUGACGAUAGGGGUGGCGUUGGCAUUUGGAUACCCGAAUAG
Aureobasidium melanogenum CBS 110374 is the source of this 3735-nucleotide messenger RNA. RefSeq lists its product as uncharacterized. The record is from RefSeq and is a predicted model, not a curated record. NCBI's taxonomy places the organism in Eukaryota, Fungi, Ascomycota, Dothideomycetes, Dothideales, Saccotheciaceae. The transcript is spliced from 4 exons. The coding region runs from base 1 to 3735 and encodes 1244 amino acids.